Messenger RNA from Marmota monax (woodchuck), 1438 nucleotides. It is a transcript of the gene Fbxw12, whose product is annotated as F-box and WD repeat domain containing 12. Gene Ontology annotation, molecular function: protein binding. The record is from RefSeq and is a predicted model, not a curated record. Bases 1 to 1335 code for a protein of 444 amino acids. NCBI's taxonomy places the organism in Eukaryota, Metazoa, Chordata, Mammalia, Rodentia, Sciuridae. The transcript has 10 exons.
AUGGAGAUUGAGUUGCCUGAUGUGCCCUUGGUGAAAAUCUUCUCCUAUCUGGAUGCCUUGAGCUUGCUACAGGCUUCGCAAGUGAGCAAGGAUUGGAAUAAGGUUGCAGAAAGUGAUUUGCUAUGGAGGAGGAUGUGUCUAAAGAAAUGGCACUUCUGCAACUUCACCUAUGAGCACCUGGGCACACAGACAUGGAAGCAGUUAUUCCUCCACCAAACAAAGCAGGAGCAUCGGAUGGCAUGUGCACAGCCAGAAGACUUCAUCUACAAAGAAGCAGCUGGGAACCUUGUCACACCCAGGCUUCCCAGCACCAUAUGUCAGACCAGGUAUGGGGGCAACAGAUGCAGCAUGCCUGCACAGGGCACUAUGAUCUGGUCAAGCCCAGUACAGCAGUUCAAUAUCACCAAUUUGGAGACCCUCCCUCAGAUGCAUCUCGCGAUCACUGCAGAUAUGGGAGAAAACAAGUGGAACUGUCGUGACAGGGAUCCUCUGGCUACCUGCGCCAUGGCUCAAAUCUGUUUUUCCUUGAAUGCUUUUCUCACAAAGGAUGGGCCAUUCCUGAUGGUGGGUGAUUCUGAUGGUAACAUCCACACAUUUACAAUACCUGAGUUAAGGGAUAUUUCUGAAGUCCAUGCAUUUCAACAUAGCAUUGAUAUUCUACACUGCUCUCCUGACAAGAAAUGGGUCUUUUCAUGUGGGAUACAUCAACAUAUUUUUUCAAAGAUUGUUUUCACAGAGUGUUUAUUGAGACCAUCAGAACAUAGCACCCCCCUGUAUUUCACUCUCCCAUUUGCAUCAUGCAACAGAGGCUGCUGGACUCCAAGGAGAGAAAACGGGAUAACACUGAUGUACCAGAGAGGUUCCCACAAAAAAAAAACAGGAUUUACCACUUUUGAUCUAACAACAGAAAGCCCUGAGGCACAUCAGAUUGCAAGUUUUCUGUUGCCAGUUCAUAUAGACAGCCCUAAUUGGAUGGGAGUCAGUGAUGGAAGUAUUAUUGUUGUUGAGAGUGGGCCAUACCUGUUCCUCUUCACCAUUAAUGGCCUCAUGCUAGAACGAUGUGAGAGCCACCAGAGCAUGAUCAGCAACAUAUGGGUGGAUUCUCUCCAUAUCCUUGCAGCAUCCAUGGAUUGUUCUUUACAUGUGUACAUGUGGGAAGAGGGAGGCUAUUACCCAUAUCUCAAGAAGUGCUGUCACCUGGAAUACCUGGGGAACAGUCUGACACCAAGCUGCAGCCAGGUCUCCCGGGCAAUAUGUGAUAACAUGAGCAUAGUACGCGUGGUGUCAAGAGCUCAUGAAUCCAACAUUCUGGUGAUAAAUAUUUUGAAUGUGUAACAUGGAAACCAAUGGAGUUAAUUUUGCAUCCUCAUCCUUCUCCUUGAUGUAGUAAAGAUAAUUCUGUUUGCAAGACCAGAAUGAUGAUUUAAAUGCUAUUAAG